Molecule: messenger RNA, 6973 nt
Organism: Taeniopygia guttata (zebra finch)
Lineage: Eukaryota; Metazoa; Chordata; Aves; Passeriformes; Estrildidae
Gene: SYCP2
Product: synaptonemal complex protein 2
Biological process (GO): female meiotic nuclear division; male meiotic nuclear division; mitotic G1 phase
Cellular component (GO): condensed chromosome, centromeric region; lateral element
Source: RefSeq, a predicted model, not a curated record
GCAUUGCAAAAAUGCCGGCUAGGAGUGAGAUGCAGCUUGAAAAAUUAAUUGAUGAAGCUACAGUAAAAAAGGAUUUCCAAUCCUUAGAACAAUUUCUGGCCACAGAAGAAUGUGAAAAUGUCUCUCACAAAUGCAGCAGACAGUUUGUCAACAAAUUGGACAAGCUUCUGUGUUGGGCAUUUGACAAACAAGAAGUCAAAAGCAUUUCUACUUUACUAAAUGCUGUUCAGAAAUGUGGGAGAAAAAUGACCAUAGCAGGAGAAGAUGGGCUCCAAGCAAUGAUAAAACACGGUCUUGUUGGAAGGAUGGUCAAUUGGUUUGAAAAGUUAAAAGCAAUUUUGGUCCUCAGAGGAAAUGAAAAGAAUGAAAUGGUUACAAAUCUGGCUGAAGAUUUCUUCAUCAUGUUGCUGAUUCUAUGUGAUAGCAGACCUGAAGGUAAAAUGCAAAUACUAGAAAACUUUGUUCUGAGAACAUGUUCCCUCAUUACUGAUGCAAGAAUUAAUAUUUAUGUUCAGCAGGAGGUAAUAAAAAAACUGAAUUUAUUGCUUGACAAGAUCCCUCGAGAUGGCAGGAAAAAGAUACUUUCUACAAAGGAGAUGUUAUUUGUCAUGAGUGAAAUGGGGAGGACAAUUUUGGAUGCCGGAGACUAUGACACACAAGUGGCCAUCACAGAAGCUCUGUGCAGAAUGGUGUCAGAGAAGCAGAGGAGAGUUCUGGCCUCCAUGUGGUUUCCCAUGGAGUUUGUGUCCACUGCAUUUAAAGGAAUUAAAGAUUCGGAGUUUGAGACAGAUUGCAGAAAAUUUCUUAACCAGGUGAAUGGCAUGCUUGGAGACAAAAGAAGGGUUUUUACAUUCCCAUGUUUAUCAGCAGCUCUUGAUGAGUGUGAGCUCCAGAUACCAUUGGAUGAAAACCUGGAAGAGUUUUGGAUUGAUUUCAACGUUGGCAGCAAAAGCAUUUCCUUCUAUGUAGCAGCAGAGGAUGCAGAUCAGCAGUGGGAAACAGUCGUUAUACAAGAAGAAGAUGUCAACAUGUACAGCCUGGAAGAAAAAGAGUCAAAGAAAUUAUUAACAAUAGAUCUAAAAAGCCCAAUGAGUGUGGGUACUCGUGAAGGAGAGAAAUUUCUUUUAUGUUUUGAUUCUAUCUUGGAAAUCAAAGAUGUGAUCAUAAAGAUUUAUGGAUUUCAUAAAUGUAAGGAUUUCAGCAAGAAGCAAUCUGCAUCAGUAGCCAAAACAACUGUCCACAUUGUCUUUGAUGAAAGUGGGUCACAGGUUCUGGUACCGGAAAGUCAGUUGUCACCAGGUUUCAAAGAAAAACCUGGAGAGGAGGAGGAGAAACUCAGUAAAUGCAAAACUCAGCAAUCUCCUGGAAGUUUGAGGACUCAGAAUAAACAUAACAGUCAAGAAAAACUCAGAGGUGAUUCCUCCAAGAUAACUCCACCCCGUAAAAGGAAAGUGUCUGAAGCAUCUGUGCUUGUUUCUGGAUCUGCAAGUGUGUCCACAAGGAGUUCACUGAUUUUUGCCAGCACAUCCACUCCUUUUAAAGGGAGAAUUAAAUUGCCUUUGGAAAUGACCAGCUCUACUAAGAGGUCUGACAAUGAUACAAUAAAUGAGAGCAGAACAAAGAAUUUCUAUCAGGAACCUCCUGGACAAAUACAUUCUGAAGAAGUCAUAAAAAGUGUACAAGAGGCCACAAAAAAGCAAACUUUAGAUGAAAUGUUUGAUAUUGUUCCUGAUUCUCAGCCAGUUGGGAAAAGCAACAAACCUUUGCUGCCUGGGCUUUCGGAGACUUCUUUUGAUAAAACUGAAACAUGGAAAAAAAGAACAUUCCCUCUUGCUGAGAAGAAUUUAACAACUGGGGACAAGCAAAAGCCAAAUCUAUCACUGGCACAUUCAUCCCAUCCAGCCAGAGUGUCUGACACAACUUUUCAUUCUGACCUUGCACAAGAGGACCCUGAUGUUCUCCUCAGAAAAGAGACUGCAAAUCCAAAACAGUCAAAGACAAAACCAAAGUCUAAAGAAAUGGCAGAUGCAGCCAAAUCACUGAUCAGUAAAAUCAGUGACAGAUACAGAGAGAAAAGUGAUGAGAAGAGCAAAGCAAGAGAUUCCCUGGGCUUUAACAGGACACAUUUAAAUAAAUCCUGGAUCUCCAAGGAAGAAGUUCGGGACAGGACCCUAAAAACUGCUUCUUUUCUUAAUAUAACAUCUGGUCAUGUUCUGAAUGAUGUCUACAACUUUAACAUCAGCGGGUUUGAUGAGCCUACAAUCAAGCUUGGAGUCCAAGAAUUGUGUGUGACUGAACUGAGUGUUCAUACAGAGACAAACAAAAGAGGGAACACAACCAUCAAUAAAUCCAGCACAGAAGGGAAGGGAGGAAAAAAGACAAGAAACAAUCGAGACAAGAAGCAUCUGUUUAGUGACUCAGACACAGAAAACAGAGGGGAUGACAGCAAGACAGAGAUUAGUUGGCUGCAGGAAUCCAAGAGGAAACCUAAAGCCCAGAUCAUUGAUUACAGUAGAAGUAAAAAAUCAGGGAAACCAAUGAGCACAAACAAAACAGCAAAAAAAUCCUUGGAACCUGCUUUCCACAUGGAAAAAGCUAAAGGCAAAAAUGCAAAUAAGAAAAAGACAAACAAAUGUAAACCCCAGAAUUCAAAAACAGAUGAAAUGAUAGUAAAAUCCACCAGAGAAAAACUCCCUCGAAGAGCAGCAGCAACAAAAAAUUACAAAGAGCCUUCCAGUUCUGAGUCUGAGAGUGAAGUCAGGAUUCCAGCAUGCACCUCCAAGGAGGAGAAAUCCAAAAUACAGAAAUAUAUGAAUGGGCCAAACAAGGAUUGCAAGCAGCCAAAGGUACAGCACAUUGUACCUGUGGAGCCAAAGAGAGUGGAUAGCUAUGUGCAGAAAGCACUGGCUGAAUCCAGGAACUCUGCAGAGCAGAAGGAACUGGAAAUGCCUUCAGCUGAGAGCCCUGCCUCCCUUGAGACAAUGAGAUGUUCUGAGGGAGCGUCAGGAGAUGCCAGUCCAGAGCCCAGCUCCAGUGAGAGGUCACUUGGUCUACAGGAGUCAGCAGCAGAAGACAGGGAGAUGCUGAACUCUGAGAAAGGAACCUCUCCCAGUAAUUUCUGUGCAAAAAACAAGAGUAUGCAAAGUCUGGGUGUAACUGAGUCCCCUGAGACAGCAGUUACAAAGUUGACAUUUGGAAGGAAAAGCUUCUCACCAGUUUUAACUGAAGCAUCUUUGCUCAGCUUAACCACAUAUAAAACUGUCAGUGGCAAAAAUUCCAAGGGAGCUGCAGCAGACACCUGUAAUAAUAAUGAAGAUUCAAGUUUCCAGCGUUGCUUUUCAGACACAUUUUCUGUUAAAGGAAAGCUUCAGGAUAUCACUAAACCUAUCCCCACAAAUAAGGAAGAGCUCAGCCUAACAGCAUAUAAAGCUGACAGUGGAAAACAUGCAAGGGGAGCUGUGCUGGAAACAGGGAAUAAUGAGGAUUCAAGUCCCCAGUCUUGCUUUUCAGACACACUUUGUGCUAAAGGCAAACUCCAGGAUCCCACCAAACCUCUCACUAAGAGUAAAGAGGAUUGUAUAGCACCAUCCCCAUUGUCUGUUUCCAGCAGGAGUAGAGUACAGUCCUGGAUUAGAGAACCUUAUUCCCCCAUGAAUGAGUCAGGACCAACAUUCCUCAAACGAACUUAUCACAGUGCAACAGAAGGCAGCUCUGAUGAGGCAGAAACAAGCAAAGAGGAGGAAAAGAAAGGAAGGAGAAGAAUAACUUUACAGCCCAGAAAAUUAUUUAAACAAGGUGAUGCUGCUACUUGCAGAGUGUCUGAAAGUGUCUCCACUCAAUCUGUAAAUGACCUGUCUGGUUUGGAAUUCUGGAAGCCUGAUUGCUCAACCAUCAGCAUUUGUCAGCAGCUUCAGAAAGAAUUUACCAAGAAAAUUGAGAACCGCUCCCGGAAAAUGGAUAAUUUUAAUAAGCAAACACUGAGAGCUACCCAUCAGCAUUUGUCAACAAUGAGUUACCAAUUCCAUGAAUUCAGGAUCAGGCAGCUGGAGAAAUUUCAUUUUACUCUCACUGAGGAGCUUGAGAAAUUUGAAAAGGACUCUCAGUCCCUGAAAAUCAUGGAAAAAGAAUUCUCGACCUUUUGGAAAAAGCAUUCCCACACUUUUAGUACGUACAGGAAAAAUGAGCAGCAGAGAAUUCAGAGUCUUAAAACUUCAUUUGAAAAGAAUAUCUACCAUUCUGUUGGAAGUGAAGAAAAUGUUUUUACUUCAGAGAUGCAUCUGAUGAAAGAAGACAUAAAAGGACUCCAAGAGAAAUUUCUAAAGGAAAUGCAAGAAGAGGAGCUGUGUAACGUUCGCAGGGGAUUGCAAACCUUGUUUCAAUCAAAGGCAGAAUUCUGAAGUGAUUUUUCAGAUUCCUUCCUGAAAUUCAAGGUGAAUAUAAACACUUUUGUAAUGGAAAAUUUGGUAACUUUUUCUCUUUUUUUGUUAUACUCAAGGACACUACUGUAAUGAAAGCAUAUUUUCUUUAAUAAUACUAAAAUCUGUGUGGAUAAGACUUACCCACUCACCUGUGAGAUUUGCAAAUAUUUUUUUGAGUCUGCUAAAAUGUAAUAUUCCAUUUUAUUUUUAGCACAUGCUAGUUUUUAACAAGUCUUUAUAUAGGUUACUUAAUUCACUUUCAGAGAAAUCACUUUGAAUUUCACUUUGAAUCUGUGUUUUGUGUCUGAUCCAGAAUACAAGACAGGAAUUAUUUUGGGACCAAACCACCUGGUUUGAUCUCAGUCCUCUUAGUCUGUGGUGUUAGACUUCAGCAGGAUUUUCUGAGAGAACACUCUCAACACUUGUGUUGGAACUGUGUUGCAAAGAGUUCUAUUAAACAAGUCAAGAAAAACAGAUGCACUCUGUUGGGUUUUUUUCUCAAUGCCAUGGUUGUUUUACUUUGAAUCAGUAAGAAGUCAUAUAAAGCUGCUCUGCAAAUAUUUUGGAUAAGAAUUUUAAAGCCACAAGGCUGUGUUGUCUCUCUGGAAAUAAUUAUACUGAAAUUUCUAGUAAAUAAUUUGGUCCACUCAUCCCAUUUACAUCCGUGUAUGAAUGUUUUCUGAGCUUCUGGUUUUGUGUGGUUUGGGUUUUUUUGAACCUGUGCUCGCUGUGAUCUCCACUAGAUGGACUCCAAGAGAUGUUAAACUUUUCUUUCCACUGCUCUGAAUUUCAUCUGAAUGAAGCAGGACUUGUCUCUAAACAAUACAAGGUUUUAAAAGUACACUGCAAGGCCCAAAUUCUUUGAUACAGUGAGGCCAUGUGGGAAAAAUAAUACUCCAGCCUUGUUUUUAGUUAUUGACAGGAGUUGUGCACUGCAGGGCUGUUUCCCUUUCCCAUUGGGAGUAAGAACAGCCUCCCUGAGCCGAACAUGCCCUCUCAGGUGUGAUCUCAAAUUCCAGCACAAUCCAUAGCCCAGGGAAUGUGCAGACACCUCCACAGCCCCCCCAGCAGCAGGCAGGCAGUGCUGAGUGCCAGGGCUCAGUGGCUCAGGAAUUGUCACUGCUUGUGCCUCCCCAAGAGCGGAGCAGAGGCCAGGCUGGCUGAGGAAGGAUCAGAGGUGCAGAGGACGGAGCCACUCAGAGCUACCCCAGGCUUCAGGGGCAGUGUUUGGCAUUUAAAAACUGAUCUAAGUUACCCUCACUAUAUUUUUAUUAUGUUUUUCAACAUGAUUUUAAUGUGUUUUGUAUCAUAUUUAUUGCCAGUUGAAGAGUGCAUCCCUGCUAAACAGGACAUACUGUACAUGGGUUAUUAGCCAAGUUUAAUUUGUAGUUAACAGUAGCUCAUCUCAAACUGAAAAUGCUUCUUCUGCUGAAGAAACUUUUCUCUCUUUUCUGUUUAGCCUUUCUGUAUAUUGCACCUGGACUAUCAUUAUAUUGUUGUUAAGAAUUAAUCCUAUAUCAUUAAUAAUAAAAUGAUAGCUAUAUAUAUGUUAAAAGGCUAGUUAUGAUGUUACAUAUUUCUGUGAAAAGCCAGCAAGUUAAAAAAUUACAAUAAAGAGGAAAAAACACAUCUUUGGAUCAAGUGAUGGGGUCAUUCAAGUCUUCAGCUGAUAGUGAAGUAAGACAAACAUUAAAAAUGUUGCACUGACACAGACUUUGUGUUGCACUGUGUGUCCUUACCUUCCAUUCCUGCCUGACGGUUUCUCCAGGAACAGCUCCAGUUCCUGUGAUUCCAUCCCCACCUGGGACAGAGCUGACACUCUGUGUGGGGGCUGUUCCCCACCUCACAGCAAUUCAGUAGUAGUCUAUACAAGCACUUUGACAAGACUGCAUUUUAUUAUUUUCACACUUCAUGGAGAUCAUCUAAAUGAAGCUACAGGACCAAGAAUGCCUUUUUCAAGUUUUUAACAUUGAAUGACUCCCUGGAAUGGCAGCACUUCAGAGUCUUGCAGAGAAAUGUUUGUCUUGUGAGUGGAUUCACGAUUUUGUUCUGUCUCAUCACAUGUGAUUCCCAGCUAUCACUGUGUUAUUUUUCUCACAAGUAUUUUUUUUAGUAGUAUUGAGUAAAUCCUCAGGUGCUUCUCCAUGUCAGGCGUUAUUAAAAUGUCUGGCUUUACAUUUUUCUCAACCAGUUCCAUUUGCUUUGUUAUUAGCAUUUAGUAAAUUUUUUCUUCUUACUGUCAAGAAAGCAUUAAAACCAUGUGUUUGCUAAACAUCAAAGUACAUUGUUACAUUUCUGCCUCUGGUUGUCCAAUUUAGUAAUUUGGAAUAACAGUGAACCAAAUUGUCGUUUUUAGAGGGUCAGAGCCUUGGUGCAGAGUGACAGCCAGCUUAUGCUUUUCCACCAGAUGGAAAACCUUAGUUGAGAUCAUCCUUUUGCAGACCCUGUGUUGAUGAAGUCAAAUGGUUUGGUGCAUAAUAAUUCUAAUCUCUUCCCAAUUACCCCUGGGAAAAAAACCAAGAAACUUUAGGAAACAUGUUCAUUUCCUGCAAUAA